CCUCUGAAAAUGAUCAACUAUCGCAGCACCAAAACCAUCUGGUGAAAACGAAAACUGAAGAGUAGUAAAAUUAAAUGACAAAAAUUAAAUUGAUACCAAAAUUCUGUCACUCCUCAGCCAAAAGUUAGUAGAAUUUUUUUACAGUACAAAGCUAUUGCAGGUUCGAAUUAUUAAAAAUAUACUGAAGUGCAGUAUUUCCUCAAAGUUAAACAUGUUUAUCAAUAUAUACCUGUGUUAAAGAGUCACCAAAUAGCAUGAUUUUGGGAAAAUAAUCAAUAAAUUUGGCUGCCAUUUUGGAAAAUUGCACCAGCUCACGCGCGACACACACGCAGGACAUACACGCGGGAUGGAUUAUUGGAUUCACAUGUAGGUACACGCGGGACAUACACACCAAAAUGCAAAUGCUCAAUGACUGAAAUGAUAAACGUACUAUUUGCCUUUAUUAUUGUUUACAUAUUAAAACUGAGUUUCUUAUAUUGAAUCGCAAAAAUGGUUUUAAAGAACAGCUUACUUGAUGAUCUUGCACAAUCUACUGGAUUUCCAGUCGACCAGGUAUUCGAAUGUUUCAAUACGUUCUUUCUAAAUUAGAACAAAAUAUCUCGUUCGCAUACUUUGUUUACAAAUGCUAAUAAUACUUCAUCAAUCCAUUGAAACAAAAAUAUUGUCAAGUGUUUUAUAUGAACGUUAAGGCUUAGAAAUUAACUGCGAAAGAUUGCUACAUUUACAGUGUUUACAUCUAAAAUUCGUAUUUUUAUUGCGUAUUGGCUUUUUAAUGCCUGUCAGUGACACACUCGGCAGGGAGGAUUAUAUUAAACGCCCAAGCCAAUUUAACGCGCUUUACUUUUUUAACCUGCGCCAAAGAGGCUCGUGUGGUUUUAACUAUUAAACUCAGUAUAUUGUAUAUAAUGUCAGAUGACUUUACUCCUCAAGAAAGUGUUAAUGUUGCUGUCAGCCUCUUGUUCACAUAUUAAGAUGCGUAUCCUAACAUGCCCAACUUUGCUAUUUUAAUUACUUUGCUAUUUUUUAACCAUUGACAUGCAAUGUGCCUAAAUGCAUCCUACUUUAUUAUUUUACUCUGUCUAAUGCCAGACGAUUUUACUCGCCAAGGGGGAGAGUCUUGCACUCUAAUAGGGGUUAACCCAACAAUCUGCCCAUGUGUCUUGCAACAACCCAUCAAGUUGCAAUGUGUCCAAAUGUGCCAGACUUUAUUGUUCUACUCUUUCUAAUGCCAGUUGAGUCACAGGGAGACUCUUGGAUGUCAUACGUGUAGCCCUAAACACAAGUGCAUCUUUAUUACAAGAAUGUUUUAUUUUUAGCUAAGUUUCAUUAUUGGUAUGCUGGUCACAUUGUUUCUUGCCAUAUUUUACAACCUGUUUUUGUCACCUCGGAAAGUUGGCCGCACUACGAGACUUACAGUCGGUCUUGUUUGGGGCAUUUGUAUUGGCUGGUUAUGUUUUGCAAGGUUUGUGUGAACCCUAUCUUGUAAUUUUACACUCCAUUGUGUCAGACAAUUAACUAUUUACUCAUCAAGGGAAAGGGUGGUUAACCCACUGAGCUGCAAUGUGCCCCAGUGGGCCCUACUUAUUUUUUUUUACAAGUUUGUCUAACACCAGACGAUUUUACUUGUCAAUGGGGAAGCUCUGCAGCUUAAAGGGUUUACUUAAUGAUUAUCCUUGGGGUAACUCAAGUGACAAUGCGCCCUAAUGACCAUAUUUUGUAACAACUAUUCUUAUCUUCUGUUUAGCGAGAUUAUCCAAUUAAUAAUUUUACCAAUGUUGUGUUACUUGAUAAUACAUACAGUCUCUCCUCGAGUUGUGCACAGGUAACCAUCAAGAUAUUUAAUAAAAAUAUGACACUGAGAUAAUUCAUUGUUGGACAUAAUGUAGUAAAUGUAUAGCUCUGUUGGAUUAAACCAAACUAUAUUUCUUCAAGAUAUAUUUUUACAUUGGCAAUGUCGUGGUUGUCAGCCAAUCAUAUCUACCGACAAGUGACAGAUUAUGGAGGUUAUAAACUCGACAUUACAGGGUAAGCCCCGACCUUUUGCUGAAAGCUUUGUUUAACCCUUGUAGUGGCAAUGUACCCUGACAUGCCCUACUUUAUAAACUCCGUCUAACACCAGACGGUUUUACUCAUCAAGGGGAGAGUGCUGCCACUCAAUAGGUUAAUACUGUACAUAUAUUUUGCUUUUGUAGGCCAUUAAUGCUUAUUACUCAACGAGUGACAUAUGUUGGAUUUGCUUUACAUGAUGGUAAACAAUAACAAAUCUUAUUUUAAACAUUACCAUAAUUGCCACUGUAAUGAAGGUGGAAAUGGUAUGGUGGUGGUGAUGAUAGUGUUGGUGAUAUGAUGGUCAUAGUUAAGUAGUAGUGGUCACAGUGUGAUGAUGGUGAUGAUAAUGGUGGUUGUGAUUGUUGGUGACACCUAAUAAAACUAUUUUAUUUCUAUCAAGGUCUUGGCAGAGAUCCAAAAGAACUCACAAAUGAACAAAGACAACACAGAAUAAAGUAUUUUUACAUUAAUUUUUACAUCUGAUUCACUUACUUGUUAAAAAAACAUCAACUGUUACUAACAGCUACCAAGCUGCAUUGAUCCUAAUGACACUUCUCUUCUUUAUCUGCAGGAAAAAACCAAGUUUCUUAGAAUUUUUCAGUUAUAUUUUACACUUCACUAUGGUGUUGGCAGGACAUUCAUGUACUUAUUUUGAAUUCAUGGAAUUUAUUGAUGGUACAAAUAUGAAGGUACCAAUGACUUUUGUUCGCAAUUUAAAACUAUUGCCAUGGUGGUUUUGAUGUCCAGAGUUAUGACAAUUUAAAAGUAAACAUUUUAAUUAUUCUUGCAGGAAUUUAAAGGAACUAAUGUAAUCCCAGUGGUAAGUUUAAUUCUUUUGAAAAUAAGUUAUUAAUUGACAUGCAAUUUUUUCUAUAGUUGGUCUUGAAAUUAAUUGUAUACAUUAUAAAAAAUACUUACAUUUUAUUCCUUGACAGCAAGUACAGUGUGCUAUUUGAUCAUCAUUAGUGAAUUAUAAACAUGUUAGGUUCAACUAUACCGUACCUAAAAACAAAAUAAAUAAAAUUGUUUAUGACAUGGAAAACACCACACUUUUUACACCAUCACUAUGCAAACAUACAAAGAAUUCAAUACAAUUGAAUCUCUAUAAAACAGACAGAUUUGGAACCUCGCAAAUGUAUGUGCGUUGAGGUGGUGUACAAAUAAUUGUCCCAAACAGUCUGUGCCAGUGUGGGAAGUAAUGGUAACAAAACAGCUGUAGAUCAAGAGAGCUACAACUACUUCAAAAAAGAUGCAGAACUUCUGCUCGUAUUUUUCAGAUAGUUCUAUCACUCCCAAUCUGCAGCUGUUCAAUUAAUUAAUAGGGGUUUUAUUAAAAUUGGGACCAGAGGUUUCUGUCCAAAAGGGGUGUCUGCUCAGGGACAGUGCUAAAGGGGGGGGGAGGGUAUAACACCCCUGGGAGUGUAUAACACCCCUAGUCAGCAGGUAGUCGGCAAAAUAUUGAAUCCCAGUUGGCAAAACAUGGAUUUGGAUAGGAAGGGGAAAAAGUAUAUUCGAGUGACACUGAUUAAAAAUUAAGAAUGAUGGCUAAAAUGUGGAGAAAUUUAUGGAACAUUUUUUGGAAAAAUGGAACGAAGAACAAUGGUUAAUUAAACACAAAAUAUGAUUGAGAAAUGUUCUCCAGAAAAAGUUGAUGUUGUGCCGCCUUUACCCCCCUCCCCCCACCAACAAUUUUGGGAAAUAAGGUAUUAGUGGUUGCAGUACGGUAACUCAGCAAAAUUCACUUAUACCCACCCCCAUUCAAAGAGGUCUAGUGCCGCCCCUGUGUCUGCUCAAGAGAGUCAUCCAUAUAUGGGGGUUUGACUUUGUGAAGAAGAGAGCUACAUUUUCAUUUACAGAUGACCAUUACAAGGAAAAUUGUGUUAGCAUAUAUAUUCCUUGGAGGUGUUGUCUUAGGCAAUGCACUCAUUUCUGCUCAGACUUGUGUAGGUAAGAAAUGGAUACUAAAUAUAGAUGCACUAGAUUCUGUAAAAUAUAUCAUGGUAAAAAUACAGUAAUUAUAAGGGAAUUUACUUUAUAUAUAGCUUAAGUUUAUAAAGGUAAACCAUAUUUUUAUUAACCUUUUGAAUCACAUUCGUCGAGAUGUUGACAUGAACAUCGAGUUGGCGUGUAAAGACAACAGAUUAAGACUUUGACUUGAGCUGCAGGAAUAGAACACAUACCUAAGUUUUUAGAAUAACAAUGGACGCACAAAACUCUAGACAAUAUAAAUUUUGAAGAUUUUUAUCAGGACAAAUUGUAUUUUUAUGUAGUUAUAUAGAUAUAAUUUUCAAAUAAAGUUCUAUUAUUAUUUUGAAUCACAUAUUACAGCUUAGUAGCUGGUGCACCUUACGUUGUUAUUUUACUCUGUCUAACGCAAGAUGAUUUUACUCAUCAAGGCCAAGGGGAAAGUGCUGGAACUCAAUUGGUUAAAAAUUCCUCCAACUUAACCCUUUAAAUGAAAUUAACUGCACAUUUCUAGGAGUUCACCAAUGCAAAGUUUUGCAUUUCACAGUAAAUUGUCACUGUUUUUCCUUUUUUGUAGACCCUCAAUUUAUGUCUCAAACAUCGUUAUUUACUAAAAUCGUAUUUGGAUAUUUUGUAAUUCUUGCAACCAAGAUGCGUUAUUACUAUGCGUGGGUCUUUGGUUAGUAUGUUUUGAAUAACUUUUUAAAAAAUUACAUUUCCUAUUAGCUCUUCACGGAAAAUCUGCCUGUGUGUAUAAAUGCGGCAAUAUAUGAACUUUCAGGAAAAUCUCACGCAUGAUUUGUUCCCAGAACCAGUGUCAGAAUAGAUCACGCUAUUCCGGGAAAGGUUAGUUCGCUGACCUCAGAAUGACAUUUCGUCAAAACUUUUUUCUUCAAAAUUGGUUUAGAAACAAACUUGGAGUAGGGUUAGGUUAGGACUUAGGGUUACAGUUGGUAGAGAGGUUAAGAUACCCCGGUUUCGGUGUACGGGUAGCAUGAUUUUGGUUAGCAAUAUUUUCGUCGAUGUCUGUACCUUUACUCGUAAUUAAGGUGCACAUUUUUCGCAUUAUAUCAUUGUCUAUUGCAAGAAAACAGAAAAAGUAUGAUCGAAUUACAGACAUCAGUAAAACAAGAUGACACUACUCGUACCCAUACACCGAAACCGGGGUAUCUAAACCUCUCUAAUGUUUGGAUCAACCGUUGCUUUGUUACGUUUUGUCACUCUGAGGCCAGCGAAAUAACCUCUUCCCCCUAUUCUAGGUAGUUCAUGUGAAUAGUUUGUUUUGUGUUUCUACUAAGCAUUCAACAAACUAACAGGGAAAUAUCAGGAUUUGUUGUCAGAAUAGAUCACGUUAUUCCAGCUAGUUUGGGAGGAUGUUCCGUCAGACGGAUGAAGCAUCUUGACGGAUGAUUUGUCUCCGGUAUAAUAAUCACGUCAUUGUGGAAUACAGCCUUCCGGACUAAGUAGGUCACAUUGGCUAUACGGCCUCGUUUUCUUGUAUGAAAGCAAAGACACCGAAGUUUGAAUAAUAGUGUAUUAGCUAGACUUGCCACAAGUCGACCAUGGGGGAGGGAGCGCGCGACCCGAGCGACGCCUGGAAAGGACUUUGGAAAGUCUAUGUAUUAGCGAGCUUAACGCCGGUAUUCUAAAAGCUCACUCACACUCAAUGAGUGGAGGUUCAAUCUGAGCUUCUCUUGAGUGUCAAUGUUGUUUUUGAAUAGCUGGAGGGUUAGUGUCGUACCUUACUAUGUGACUACUCACCCUCCAGCUAUUCAAAAACAGCAUUGACACUCAAGCAAAGCUCAGAUUAAAACUCCACUCAGUGAGUGUGAGUGAGCUUUUAGAAUACGGGCGUAUGUAAGCCACAUUUUUGUCAACAGCGACGCGCUCACCCGAAAAUUGGUGUUUGGUACGACUAAUUUUGGCGGCAUUUUGCAUCGUAGCGCUCGUGCAAGGAAGCAAAAAACUUUAAAAAUCUUAUGUUUUGUCGUAUGUGUUGAAGAUUCCCACAAACUAAUACAAACAAAGUUUUUAAUCCAGUCCCUCUCGGCAACCUGACGUCCACGUUGUCGCUUGCUCAAGCUCCGGCACAGAAUACUACACAGAAGUCCAUCUCCAUUGUUUUUUGCGUAAGCGAGUCACCCCCCUGGACAUGCGCCAUUUUUAGUAUUUCCAGGGGGGGACUGCUUCUGUUUACGGUACUUACUGAGUGACGAAUCAUGACGAAUAGAGCUUAUAGCAAAAACAAUGGAGAUGGACUUCUGUGUAGUAUUCUGUGGCUCCGGUAUUAGUGCUCUAUAGCCAUGGUGACAUACUUUCCUCUACUGACGUUUUUUCUCAAUCUAUAGCCGAUGGUGUUGUGAAUGCGGCUGGAAUGGGUUUUAAUGGUUAUGAUGAGAAGGGGGAACCUCUCUGGGAUAAAUUCACAAGCGCCAAAGUUAAAAACAUCGAGGUAUUUUUUUCAGUUAAUAAAGGUUUAACUCCGUGUCUUUCUGGCUAGUGGAAGUUUAGAAAGAAGGGUUUCGUAGAUGGGAAUUCCCAGUGUGAAUUUUAUACAUUUACUGUAUGAAGGCUCGUCUAAGGUCCAGACACACCGGACGCGAUUCGACAACGCGACGCGAUUUUUCGACUUUCACUGACCGAUAACUUUGAUACUAGUUUAAAUUUUCCAAAUAUUUAGAAGCGUUAUAACAUUUCGAGUUAUUUGGUCUACAUAUCAUUCAAAAUUUGCUCUCAUUUGCCGUUUUAUUAACUUUCAAAAACUAAAAAAUCGCGUCGAGUCCGGUGUGUCUGGACCUUAAAAGGUCCUUCACACCUAAUCAGGAGCAGUUAAUCCUGAUGGAAGUUUAGAAACAAUUUUACGAUCAACUUAAUUUUCCCCCCGUUUCAUCAGCUUGCAACAAAUGCUCGAACUAUCAUUGUAAACUGGAAUAUUGGCACGGAAAAAUGGCUAAAAAGGUGCGUAACUGUUUAAUCACUUAGCGUAAAGGCUGGGUUUCCUCGAACGCUUCUUAUAAAGCCUUCAAAACUUAGAAUUUUCGUCCCUAAGCUUCGCAACUAGUGAUGUUUUGAUGUUAUGUAGGAUUAUAUACAACAGAGCGAACGACAGACUGAGUGGUGUUCUGGCAACAUCGGUCACUUCCGCAUUCUGGCAUGGUUUUUAUCCUGGUUACUAUUUGUGUUUUGUCAAUGUUGCUUUUGUUACUUUGUCUGCAAGAAAGGUAGGUCAAGUAAACCAACACACCCUUCGAGAAAGUAUAUCACCUUGGCUAUAGGGCUUUGUUUUCCUGAUAGAAGUGUUGGGCCUAUGUCACAUACAUGAAAACGAGGCUCUAUUACUGGGUCAACAAGAGACCCAUAACUCAAUGCCAACACGGAAAAUUUCUUUCUUUAUAUUUCUUUGUGCUAUAUUAUUUCCACUCGUGUUGAUAUAACUGUAUAUCAACACGGAAGAUGUAUUCUAUUUGUUAAUUGACCACUUGCGUAAUAGACAAAAUUUUGAUCUAAACAAGUCUAGACAAAAAUUUCAUCACAGCUUGAAAGAGCAUCACAAAAUUAGUAAUAUUCCAAAGUUUCGUUGCGAAAUGUUGUAAAAUGCGGAUAAUAUAGCCUUGCGAAGUUUGCCGUUUUUCAGUCAUUUUGCCCAAUACCCUUUGGGGCUGUCAAUUUCCCGUUUGUAAUAUAGAAAAUGACUGAAAAACGGCAAACUUCGCAAGGCUAUAUUAUUCGCAUUUUACAACAUUUCGCAACGAAACUUUGGAAUAUUACUAAUUUUGUGAUGCUCUUUCAAGCUGUGACGAAAUUUUUGUCUAGACUUGUUUAGAUCAAAAUUUUGUCUAUUACGCAAGUGGUCAAUUGGUAUUUGUUUCAUACCUGUGAAGCAGGCUUUAGCCAGGACAACAGUUUCAUAGAUCCAUUUUGUAAUUCUUUCACAAUGAUCCAUGAGCUGUUUUCUUCCUUGUUUAGGCCAGGCGUUCGUUUCAUGCCUAUUUUCAAGACAGCAAAGAAAAGAAAAUAUUUUAUGAUAUUUUAACAUGGUUGACCACUUAUAGCUUGGUGUCUUACAUAUGUAUGCCAUUUGUUUUGCUUCAAUUGGAUUCAGGCCUUAUUUUUUGGAGGUAACAUCUUCUAUAGAUACAGAACUUAGUCAGUUGGUUAGUCAGCCGGUCAGUCAGUGGGUCGCAGGGUCGGUUGCUCAGUUCAUUAGUCAGUUGAGUUAGUCAGUCGGUCAUUCAGUUGACCAGUGGGUCGGUUGAUCAGUGGGUUGCAAGGCCGGCGAGAGCCAACCACGGGCCCCAGAACAAAAUGACGAUUGGUGAACCCGGGCCCCCUGUCCCUCUCGACUCUCCUGCUGGCUAUUUUUAAUCGCAAUCAACGAGAGAAUUGCCAGUGAAUUACUUGCAAGAAAUCGCCGCAGAACUGAUAAAAACGCCAUGUGAACGAUGUUCAGCUGUUUUUGCUGAGAAAACGAUCGAAAAAUCGUUUAUUUCAAAUCUGGUACGUUUUACGAAGUGGGCGUAUUUCAUUUAGGGCAAACAUAAAGCGAUCAUAAAGAAUACGAACAUUUUACCGAGAUUUCUGGGCCCUUCUGAGCACUCCGGGCCCCGGGUAUUUUGCCCCCCCCCCCCUCGCCUUGGUGGGUUGGUUAGUUGGGUUGGCCCAUUGAACUAUAAAUAAACUGGAAGGCUAACUCAGGGGGGGAAAUUGAAGCCAGUGCAUUUUAGUUUUUCUGAGUUAUGAGCAGAAAUACUCAACACUGAACGUUGGGCUAUAUAUCAAAUUGAAGCUAUUGAAAAACGCUAUUUGGUGUAGAAAUUUCAAGACUUUAGCUAAAAGGGAAAUAUUGAAAAACUACAAACAUAAUUACCGAUAAUUUGCCGUUUUGCAGUUGUUUUUGUAUUUUUUAAAUAUUUUUCUUUUCGCUGAAGUCUUGAAAUUUCCACACCGAAUAGCCAUUUUCAAUAGCUUCAAUUUGAUAUAUAGCCCGACGAUUGGGGUCAAGUAUUUCUGCUCAUAACUCAGAAAAACUAUUUUGGCUUCAUCGAAUCAUAGGCCUUCAUCAUAGCAGUUAGCAUUCCAGUUUAUUUAUAGUUCAAUGGGUUGGCCAGUCGACCAUUUAGUUGGUCAGUUGAUCAGUGGGUCGGUUGGUCAGUGGGUCUUUCAGUGGGUCGGUUGGCCAGAUGAUCAGUCAGUCAAUCAGUCAGCCGGAUGGACGGCUAGUUAGCCAGGGUUGCUCGAUCAGUUAGUCAUUCGGUCGGUCAGUACCUAUGCUGUUUUUCACCAAUUUUAGGUCCGUGUAUUUCUACGGUCAUAUCAUAAUAUUACUGGGGUUUGCCUCCCCCUGGAUCAGUGCUGUACUUGGCAUGAAACGAGAGGAAAAGAGUACGAAAGUCAACGGAGCUCGAGAAAUGACGGGGGAGACGAUCAAUAGCUAUAGAAUCAAUAAUUCUCGACCUAAAGAGGAGUAGAAUUAUUUAUUGCCAGGGGCAAUAAAUUGUUUGGGCGGUUAAUUUAAAUUUGGGUUUAAGCUUGCAUUCACAGAUAGCUUUGCGGUAUUUAUGAUGCCCAAUUACUUGUUUGCAAUCGACGCCAUCUUGGUUGAUUUUCGUGGCAAAUAAAAAUCUAUAUUCUUCAUGUCGUAUUGUGCUAGAAAUCGUAAACUAUCCAUAAUACAGUAAGUAAUACAAACCAAAAAUAUUAAAGUAACUCAACUAUUUCGAUGUAAACGGCUGGACAAAACUUUAAAAUCAACCAAGAUGGCGCCUAAUGAAAAGAAUAGGCCCUUCCAAAGUUAAAGACGCCAUCUUGAAUCUAUUGUUUUCACUAUUGUGUUUGCAUCCCCUGCAAAUUUACCGCGCUAUUGUGUUUCGUUAUGGCGUCGUUAACCUUGGAAGGGUCUAUUGUUUUAAAAACCCGCUCAAACGAGGAUGAGAGUUGACGAGUGUUGGUAGUCACGCAUUGUUACAGGGACAUUUCAAGCUCUAGAUUAACAAAAUAAAGUUUUGAUGAGUGUUUCAACUAUGUUUUAGUGUUGGGAAAGCAUUAAGAACACCUAACCAAGAUCGCGUGACUCUCGUGUACCCUCGGAUCCUCGUCGGAUCCGGGCUUCAAGUAUUUAUACGCAUGUCGCAAUUAAUAAUGGUAUCUUAUCUUAGCUAGCCAAUCAAAAUCGGGAUGUAAGAGGCAAAUUUAGUUGUAUUCUUUGUUUGCAAUCACGUAAUUUUGGGAUUUCAGUCGACGGGCAGGUACAACAAAAACCUGCUAUUUGUUUGAUUGCCCGUCAUUUGGAUGAAAAGUCACGUGACUGCAAACAAAGAAUCAUAUGUACUACUAUGAAUAGCGUAAUUAUGUAAUUAUAAAAAAUGUGAAUAGAAAGGGGGACUGGGAUAUUUGGCUUCACUUUUUGGACCCGAGUUCUCACUGGAGAUAAAUACGGAGUUCACAAAACACACUUGAAUAUAAACGUACGUCCAGCGCCUACCAUGCAAGUGUUGACCACCAGUAUUUUUCAAACGACUCUUUCUCCACGUUGUGUCGCCACCUGUACAAAAACACAAAUACAAUUCACUCGGUGCCUACAUUGUCAACCAGUUUACUUAAAAAACAUCAUCUUACUCUCUCGAAUGUGCUAUCAUGGCUGAUGGAUACAAAUAUCAGUUUAGAAACAAGGAAAUUUAUAUUCCUUCUGGUCAUGUACGGAAUUUAUUUGCUAAGCGGAGCUGCUAUAUUCCAAGCUUUAGAGGCAGUCAAUGACAUCGAGCACCUCACAGAUUUGGGGAAAGUACGCGAGGUUUUAAUGUUGUCUCAUAAUCUGACAAGCGACGAGUUUGAUUUCAUGGUUCGGGAAGUUGUGGAUGUUGUUAAGAGACGUUGU
Messenger RNA from Paramuricea clavata, 10888 nucleotides. The record is from the annotation of a GenBank genome assembly. NCBI's taxonomy places the organism in Eukaryota, Metazoa, Cnidaria, Anthozoa, Malacalcyonacea, Plexauridae.